AUGUCUGUUAUGAGGUCACAUAAAGCUUCACUGGAUGCUGACUUCAAGAACAACAUUAGUACAUUGAUUAAAGAUGAAAUUAUCACUGCGAUGAACAACGAAGAGAUGAAAAGUGCUAUAUCAAAUCAGGUGAAACAACUGAUUAAAAGCGAACUUAAUUCUAUUGUAAAACCGCUCGAAGACGAUCUUGCAUCCAUUAAGGUUGAAAAUUCUCGCCUUUGUGUUGAACUAUUAAACAUAAAGAAACAGAAUACAACUCUUUCACUACACUCAAACGAACAAUACUCUAGGAAGUACAAUGUUAGAAUUGAAGAGGUCCAUGCAGAAGAUUGUUUUGCAGCAGUUUCAAAUUUUUUCGAAACCGAAAAAAUGUCACUGUUAAUGACUCUGAUAUUGAUCGCGUCCAUAGAGUUGGAAGACAAGGUCUUUCUCCUCAUCAAAUUAUUGUUAAAUUCACAAGUUAUCAUGCCAAGGAAAGGGUCGUUAAGAAUCACAGCAAGCUAA
Molecule: messenger RNA, 504 nt
Organism: Paramuricea clavata
Lineage: Eukaryota; Metazoa; Cnidaria; Anthozoa; Malacalcyonacea; Plexauridae
Source: the annotation of a GenBank genome assembly